This is a messenger RNA of Manduca sexta (tobacco hornworm), 949 nucleotides long. RefSeq lists its product as uncharacterized. Bases 35 to 787 code for a protein of 250 amino acids. The transcript has a single exon. Lineage: Eukaryota; Metazoa; Arthropoda; Insecta; Lepidoptera; Sphingidae. The record is from RefSeq and is a predicted model, not a curated record.
AGUGCGAAUUUGUAUUACCUACAGUUAACACAAUAUGGCGUUCUUCGUUAAUAAAGUUGUGAUUGUAACCGGCGCGAGUUCCGGUAUUGGUGCGGCGACAGCAGUGCGCUUUGCUCAAGAAGGCGCCAACGUUGCCUUAGUGGGAAGAAAUCAGGAAAGAUUGUCUAAAGUAGCUGAAGACUGCGCUAAAUUCGGAAGAAACCCUCUCGUUAUCAAAGCCGACGUGUCCAAAGACGAUGAAGCACGAAGCAUCGUUGCCAAAACAGUUGAAGUCUUUGGCAAGCUUGACAUUUUGGUGAACAAUGCCGGUAUUUUUAAACAUGAUAACAUCCAAAACCCAGACUUCAUGGAAAUAUUCGACUCUAUAAUGGCCACUAACAUGAGAGCCGUUGCCUUCCUCACUAACUUGGCUGCGCCUUACCUCAUAGAGAGCAAAGGUAACAUUGUCAAUGUGUCAAGUAUUUCUGGCAGAUAUAUUGGGAAUCCUUACAAAAUCUCUUACAAGACUUCGAAAGCCGCUUUAAAUCAUUUCACGAGAUGUAUCGCUUUGGAGUUGGCUCCUCAUGGCGUCCGAGUGAACAGUGUCAGCCCUGGGCCAGUUGACACCGAGAUAUUCAACACACCUGGUCUACUUAUUAAUUUGGCUUCGCUUAAGGACGCUACUGCUUUGGGCCGUGUUGGGGAAUCCGAAGAAAUUGCAGAUUUAAUUAUUUUUAUUGCAAGUGAUAAAGCAAAGAGCAUCACUGGGUCUGACUAUGUCUCAGAUAACGGUUUAAUCCUUAAAUAAUAAUGUGGUUCAGACAUGUUUCUUUAAAUUUUAACGUUCUUUUAUGCACUUACUUUUGAAUUGCUAUUAUCUGUAUUAGCAAUGUUAAAUUUUAUCCAAAAUUUUUCGUCUGUUAAAAUUUAUAUUCGUUUUAUAAUCAAUAAAUAUUGUUUGAACAGCAGU